AAACUUGAAUAUCAUGAAAGAGGAUAAUAAUUGAACGAAGUUGGUAGAAUGUAAAUGAAAAAUGUUGAUCAAUUGAUUGACUUUUGUAUACUUUACAUUUUCAAACCUUUAUGUAGAUUUUCUACCGUUCACUGGAAACUUUAUUGAACGUUGUUACUGCAAAGUGAGUAGAGUUUUUUUUUAUUUUUCACCUACUCCCUUAUUAUCCUUAUCCCUUGCAUUUCUUAUUGUGAAACUAAAGCAAUACAUAGAAAAGUAUAUAAUGAUUUUUCCCUACGUUUGACCUUAUUAAUAAAUAGUAGAUUUAAUGUUGUUAUUUUGUCUGAAAACUGUGUUGAUAGGGAGAAUUAGGGGUGUCUGUCUUUUAUUUUUGCAUAUUAAAUAAAUGUGUAUUUAGAUAACAGCUAUUGGGAAAUAAGAUCAUGUUAAAUCUUAAAAUUCUAUAUUAUAUGUCUAUUUGAAUUGGAAUAAGACGCAUUAAAGUCUGCCGAACUGUCAGUUAUUAAUUGGAAAAUAAUAAACGCUUAUUAAAAUUGUAUAUUAGUUGCCCUUCCCUCCCAAUCCUAUAUUUUUCACUUUCUGUUCUAUUUCCCAACACCUAUUUACCACCCCUCUACCGCCCCUCUCUUGCUCGUUGUCGUUAACGUGUAAGUAAUGUUUUUAUAAGUCUAUAAAUUGACUUAAUAAAUCUUUAUUUCUUUUUUAUAAUAUUUAACCCUUAAGUCUUCGACUGUGCAAAGGUGGAAGUGCGUAAAAGAAAUUCUAAUAUCAUUGAGAUAGCAAUAUCUAGCUAGAAAAUAAGAAUAGGAAGAAUAGAUUAUAUUUACAGUAUUUCAUUAUACUGUUCAAGUAAAAAAAAAACUUCUAGAGAAGAGAGAAGAAGAGUGUGUUUGUUUGUAAACGAAGAGCAAUUACAAUUAAUUAUUUAUAAGUAGUGUCUAAGUUUGCUGAUAUUAUUGUUAAAAACAAUAAUAUAUACAUAUCUUGUAACUUAUAAUAUUUAAAUUAUAGCUAAGCAAUUGGAAUUUACGAAUGUUUAUCAAGUUCAGACGAAGUCAUAAAGCCGCUUUCGAGACGGAAGGAAAAGAAAAAUGAGUGAAAGUAAGAUCUCUUCAAGAAAAGUUAGCAUAGCUUCGACGACUCUUCAGAGGAAGAGGUCCAGUCUAAAGCAUAUUGCUCAAAGUGUUACAGCGAUGUUUGGUUUGAAACGAAUGUCUAGAGGAAUGUCUUUACAUAGAGUCAGCGAAAAGCCUUUAAUUAAAUUGGAGAAUACCUAUAAAACUGAACCUGACCAGAGAUUCCCUGUUACAAGAGCUCGCGAAGCUAUCUACACUCUUUUUGAACCUAUUCUUUGCGGAAAAAGAUACGAUCCCAGCGAGGCUCCUCGCCUAAUUUGCUCUUUGACGAAUAUGACCAAGAAUCGAAUGAAAGAUUUAGGAUAUGAUAGAUACAAGUAUGUCGUACAGAUUGCGUACGGUCAAGUGAAUGAUCAAGGCUUUCGAAUGGCCUCCAGAGCUUUAUGGAAUUCUCAGAGCGAUAAUUAUCUGACAGUUGAAUAUAAGAACGAUUCAAUUUUUCUCGUUUGUAUUGUUCAUGCUGUUUAUUUAGAUUGAUAAAAAGAAAAAUUUGUGUCAAAUCCUUUUCAAUUUUUCUCUUUUUCCCUUAAAUAUACCUUUCUCUUUUUUAUAUAUAUAUUUAAAAGAAUCGUAAAAAAUCACUCUUUAAAGUUGAAUACCUUUGAAUAAUAUGAUAUUUGCUAUAGCUGGGGGAAAGAAAGAAAGAAAGAGAGAGAGAGAGAGAGAGAGAGAGAGAAUAGUCCGUAUCAGUUACCAACCAAUAAGAUUACAGAUGGUGUACUUUCAACAAGAUUUUUUCAAUUAUCUUAAUAAAUAUAUACUGCAUACUAUAAAGUAUAUUUACAUUGUAACACCAUAAAAGUUUCUAUGCUAUGAGUAAAUUCUAGGAUAAGAUCAAAUGAAGAAAAAAAAGGAAACUUUAUAUUUUACUAGUUUUGAACACUCUGAAAAAGUAUCAUAGUCCUCUAUUUGAAUAAAGAUAAUAGACAAUUUCUUCUUAUCGUAUCUAAUAUAAAAGUAUUAUAAGGUGAAUUAAUGAAAGAAAAAUAAAACAACUGAAGAUGGCAUUACCAUAUUAUAAAAAUUAUAAGAAUAUUGACUAUCAU
Dimorphilus gyrociliatus is the source of this 2182-nucleotide messenger RNA. Lineage: Eukaryota; Metazoa; Annelida; Polychaeta; Dinophilidae. The record is from the annotation of a GenBank genome assembly.